AAAUAAUUCAAUGUUAUAAAAGAUUGCUGACGAGAGCCGGGUUGUCUAACUGGGGGACUAACUCUUGGGUAUUUCAUCGCAUAUGGCCGGCAGUCCUACUUCGACAUCAGUCCUACUUCGACGGCGGUCUACUCUGUUGCAACCAUACCCCCUUACGGAAGGUUGGCGAUGUAUAAUUCGUUCAGAUAGACAUCUUAGCAUGUGGAUUGCUGUGCUCAUAGUCACUUAUAAUUCAGUAUACACGGAAUUAGUGCCUUGCAUAAUCUUUGUCUGUUUUUAUAGAUAUUUUCUUUAUGUCCCCCAAAUUAGUAAGAUAAAGGUAAAGGUGUGGAAUAAUAAUAUAGUGCAUCAUUGUUCAUAGCAGUAGAAACUCAACAACACCCUCGACAGCGACAAGUAAUUCAGUGGAACGCAUCAUCUAUUUCUCUCUCCUUACAGCCAGUUUGUUGUAUUUUCUUCAUGAAGUGUGGUCAAACCAUAAUACCAAGAUUAGUCAUGGCUAAGGAUACUUAAGACAGCAUUCUACAGUGAUAGCAAUAUUAAUUUCUUGAUACACAUUCUUAAUAGGGACGCGGUGGGUAUAUGACAAUGAUAAUACCAAGUUUGGUGAUCACACACAUUUCUCCACGAGCAAGUCGUCCGCCAACGCAUAUUGGAAACAAAUACUCAUGCUUGUAGUUCAUCCACGGAGGCGCUUCGAAUUACUCUCUGGUCUUCUGGAACGUUUUUCUCGGCCAAGUAGUUUGUUGCGCCUUCAAGGGUUGAGAAUCCCCUGAAAAGUGAGCCUUUAUAUCCAUUGACUAAAGAUUUCGUCACAUCCCUACCGUAUACUGUUAGGAAAAGUACGUAAUUAUUGAGGGAGCUAUCACACCCUCAGACUUAGUAGAUAGCGUACCAAGAUAAGAAAAUGCCUGGGGCAGGAGGGCGGCCCUGAGCAACAGCGUAGUAUCUUUGUGAAGGCAUGAGCGAAUUUAAAUAGUAAAUUGCGGAUUUUAUGAAUUAAAGAAUUAGGACGCUUGG
Molecule: messenger RNA, 1020 nt
Organism: Aspergillus pseudonomiae
Lineage: Eukaryota; Fungi; Ascomycota; Eurotiomycetes; Eurotiales; Aspergillaceae
Exons: 1
Coding region: 83-361 (92 amino acids)
Source: RefSeq, a predicted model, not a curated record